AUGCGGAUUCUCAGCUCGCCGCCAACGAACGGUUCUUUGUUCUCUCGGACUGCAUCUCGCUGCAUCCUUGCCUCCCUCGUCUGCUACAUCCUCCUGGUCCAGUACUGUCGAAUUCGUAGCCAUCGCGACCCAACCUCUGCCUUCUUCGACGCGCGGGAGGGAUACAAGCCGAUAUACUCCGGGUUUAGAGCCUCAAAGGGCGCUAACUUUAUCCGAUACAUCGAUGCGGUGGCCAGCUCCACCACCAAUGCCACCACAGCUCUCAAACCGCCGCCGGAGAACAAAAACGCAAGUCUCUGCGUGGGCAUUGCCUCCAUCGCUCGCAAGGAUGUGAGCUACAUUGAAGCAACGGUUGGAUCCUUGCUCAUGGAUCUCGGUCCGCGGGAGCGUGAAGAUCUCUACUUGAUCUUAUUUAUACCCCACGUAGACCCGACGAUCCAUCCUUCCUUCGAGAGUAAAUGGCUAUCGGCCAUGGCAGACAGAGUCCUGCUCUAUAACGUUACUACGGCAGAACUCGAUCACCUCAGAGAACUGGAAAAGGAAGGGGGGUUAUUUAGGGAGAAAGGCUUGUUCGAUUACGUCUAUCUGCUAAAGGCGUGUCAAGAAAUUGGGGCUCCACAUACCAUAAUGGUGGAAGAUGAUGUCCUCGCAAUGGAUGGCUGGUACCAUCGUACAAAGCGAGCUCUGGUAGAUGCUGACCAGCAGACCAGCCGGCUGGGAGCGUCACAGUAUUUAUACCUUCGACUGUUCUAUACCCAGGGCCUUCUAGGCUGGAAUAGCGAAGAAUGGUUUAUAUAUCUCCUCUGCUCCGUGGCUGUGAUCGCAGCCCUUUGGGGUACCCUUGUUACCACUCGGCGGUAUGUCCCUCGCUCAAACAGCCUACUCACAAAUAAAGCCGUCUUGGUCAUCUGCUUUAUAUACGGGCCUCUCUGCAUCGUGCUCUUCUUUGCCUCGGGCCGUUUGUCAAUGCUACCGAUUCCCUCAGGGGUCCACCAAAUGCCGCGUUUUGGAUGCUGUUCUCAGGCCCUUGUGUUCCCACAUAACCGUGUCCCGGAUGUUGUCUCCUGGUACGAGAAGAAGAAGAUUGGGUUUGCGGACUCCCUUUUGGAGGAAUAUGCCAACAUAAAUAACGAAAUUAGGUGGGCUUUAACCCCCAGUGUCUUCCAGCAUAUUGGUGCCAAAAGCUCGAAAGAUGGUUCUGGUGAUGAUGUUGCAAAGCAGAUUUGGAACCCAGACUUUGAGCUGAAUGACCCGAUUGCACUGCAAGCUGAACAUAACGAGGCUACUAAGCCCGCUAAAAGCAUGCAAUAA
Molecule: messenger RNA, 1311 nt
Organism: Trichophyton benhamiae CBS 112371
Lineage: Eukaryota; Fungi; Ascomycota; Eurotiomycetes; Onygenales; Arthrodermataceae
Exons: 2
Coding region: 1-1311 (436 amino acids)
Biological process (GO): GPI anchor biosynthetic process
Cellular component (GO): Golgi membrane
Molecular function (GO): glycosyltransferase activity
Source: RefSeq, a predicted model, not a curated record